Molecule: messenger RNA, 594 nt
Organism: Nannizzia gypsea CBS 118893
Lineage: Eukaryota; Fungi; Ascomycota; Eurotiomycetes; Onygenales; Arthrodermataceae
Product: rho GDP-dissociation inhibitor
Exons: 4
Coding region: 1-594 (197 amino acids)
Biological process (GO): Rho protein signal transduction
Cellular component (GO): cytosol; cytoplasm; membrane
Molecular function (GO): protein binding; Rho GDP-dissociation inhibitor activity
Source: RefSeq, a predicted model, not a curated record
AUGGCUGACCACGACGACGAGUUGGCCGCCACCAAGACCGACGGCUUCAAAGUCGGUGAGAAGAAGACCGUUGAGGAGUACAAGACUCUAGACCAGAACGACGAAUCCCUCAACCGAUGGAAGGCCUCACUAGGCCUGGGAAGCGGCACACCCAUCACCAAUCCUAGCGACCCUCGCACCUGUAUCAUCAAGUCUCUUGCCCUCGAGGUGGCUGACCGGGAGGAUAUAACCAUUGAUCUUUCCGAGCCCGGAGCGGUCGACAGUCUCAAGGACAAGCCAUUCACCAUCAAGGAAGGCUCGCGGUUCCGCAUCAAGGCCACGUUCCAGGUGCAGCAUGACGUUCUCAGUGGCCUGAAAUAUGUCCAGGUUGUUAAAAGGAAGGGCAUAAGAGUGAGCAAGGACCAGGAGAUGUUGGGAAGCUAUGCCCCAAACACUACGGAUAAGCCAGUAUAUGAGAAGAAGUUCAACGAGGAGGAGGCUCCCUCUGGUAUUCUUGCGCGAGGACGCUAUAACGCCGUCUCGAAAUUCGUCGAUGACGACAAUAUUGACCAUCUUAAGUUCGAAUGGACCUUUGACAUCGCCAAAGACUGGUAG